AUGGAGUCCCUGGUGGAUGGGAACUUCACUGCUGUGACAGAGUUCAUUUUAUUGGGCUUAACUGAUGAUCCCAUCCUGCGAGUCAUCCUCUUCGUGAUCAUCCUAUGCAUCUACCUGGUGACCAUAUCUGGCAACCUCAGCACAAUCAUUCUAAUCAGAAUCUCCUCUCAGCUCCAUCACCCUAUGUAUUUUUUUCUGAGCCACUUGGCUUUUGCUGACAUGGGCUGUUCAUCUUCUGUCACACCUAAUAUGCUCAUAAACUUCCUGGUGGAUAGAAAUGCAAUCUCCUACCAUGGAUGCGCAAUCCAGCAUGGUUCAGCUAAUUUCUUCGGGACAGCUGAAUGCUUCCUUCUGGCUGCCAUGGCAUAUGAUCGCUUUGUGGCAAUCUGCAACCCUCUGCUUUAUUCAACCAAAAUGUCCACACAAGUCUGUGUCCAGUUACUUGUAGUGGCUUAUAUAGGUGGUUUUCUUAAUGCUUCUUUCUUUACCUUUUCCUUCUUUUCUUUAUCCUUCUGUGGCCCAAAUCAAGUCAAUCAUUUUUUCUGUGAUUUUGCUCCUUUAAUUGAGCUCUCCUGUUUUGAUAACAGUGUCCCUGCAGUUCUUCCCUCAUUUUCCUCAGGCUCCAUCAUCGUGGUCACUGUGUCUGUCAUAGCCGUCUCCUACAUCUACAUCCUCACCACCAUCCUGAAGAUGCGCUCCAGGGAGGGCCGCCACAAGGCCUUCUCCACCUGUACCUCCCACCUCACUGCAGUCACUCUCUACUAUGGAACUAUUACCUUCAUUUACGUGAUGCCCAAGUCCAACUACUCAACCGACCAGAACAAGGUGAUGUCUGUGUUCUACAUGGUGGUGAUCCCCAUGCUGAACCCCUUCAUCUACAGUCUCAGGAACAAGGAGAUUAAGGGAGCCCUAAAGAGAAAGUUUAGUAAAAAAAAUAUGCUCUUAGUGACACCUUUUAUUUUGCAGAAUUUGCUACAAUGUCUCAUUAAUAUUAAUAAAAUGGUAAAAGGAAAUUGA
Nycticebus coucang (slow loris) is the source of this 1017-nucleotide messenger RNA. Its product is annotated as olfactory receptor 502-like. The record is from RefSeq and is a predicted model, not a curated record. Gene Ontology annotation, biological process: sensory perception of smell; G protein-coupled receptor signaling pathway. Gene Ontology annotation, cellular component: membrane. The transcript has a single exon. NCBI's taxonomy places the organism in Eukaryota, Metazoa, Chordata, Mammalia, Primates, Lorisidae. The coding region runs from base 1 to 1017 and encodes 338 amino acids. Gene Ontology annotation, molecular function: olfactory receptor activity; G protein-coupled receptor activity; odorant binding.